Messenger RNA from Caenorhabditis remanei, 882 nucleotides. RefSeq lists its product as uncharacterized. The transcript is spliced from 7 exons. The record is from RefSeq and is a predicted model, not a curated record. Bases 1 to 882 code for a protein of 293 amino acids. Lineage: Eukaryota; Metazoa; Nematoda; Chromadorea; Rhabditida; Rhabditidae. Gene Ontology annotation, cellular component: nucleus. Gene Ontology annotation, molecular function: sequence-specific DNA binding; DNA-binding transcription factor activity, RNA polymerase II-specific. Gene Ontology annotation, biological process: regulation of transcription by RNA polymerase II; cell differentiation.
AUGCAACCUCAAAAAAGUAUAGAAGAGCAAGAAUCAACAUCGACUAGGGAAAAAGAGGGCAGUCCACCACAGUUAUCUUCGAUUUUCGAUCGUAUGUCAACAACCUCUCACGCAGUCAAUCGAAUCACAACCUCAAGGACGGAGGAGACUGUUACCGAGCGUCCAACGACAGUUUUCGAAAGUUUACAAAUGCUUACCCGAAUGGCACCGCAACCAGAAGAGCAUGUGAAGAGGAAAAAAGCAAGGAUUCAUUUUAAUGAGAGAGGCUUAUAUUCUGACAACUAUGGGAUUCCACAAACCCCAGAAGACACACGAAGCAGAUGGAAUCCACAACCUCAAUUUCCGUUACCAGGCAUGAACACGUUACCAUUAUUUUCAUAUGUACCCAGUCCAGUGUUCCCACCAGCCGUUAUAAAUGAAGAGCCUAUGACUGAUGACGAACUGAUUAAGAUGAAAGGUCCUUCUCGUCUCAUUGGAUUCCUGGUGCACAUCGCUAUGAAUGAAAGAGCAAGGCGAGCUCUUCGAUGGACAGGCAACGGUUUGGAAUUCGUUCUCGUGAAUAAGGAGUUGGUAGCAAAGAUGUGGGGAAAUAGAAAACACAACACAAAGGAUAUGGACUAUUAUAAACUUUCACGGGCAAUUCGAGAGAAAUAUGACAAGAAAAAUACAUCAAAUUCAAAGGCAGGAAAACUUAAGAAAGGAACUAGGACAUACUCUUAUGUGUUUACGGAGAAUGCCUACUCUGAUCUUAUCAACCAGACCGAGAAAUCGAUUGAAUUCAUCACAAACUUUGCGAUGCAAGUUGGGCACAAAUACCUCGAUAACUCAGACCUUAACAAUUCUAACUCUCCACAGGCACCCAGUCCAUUGAAUAGUGAUUAG